This is a messenger RNA of Acanthochromis polyacanthus (spiny chromis), 6449 nucleotides long. Its product is annotated as gastrula zinc finger protein XlCGF26.1-like. The transcript is spliced from 4 exons. The record is from RefSeq and is a predicted model, not a curated record. Bases 270 to 2240 code for a protein of 656 amino acids. Gene Ontology annotation, cellular component: nucleus. Lineage: Eukaryota; Metazoa; Chordata; Actinopteri; Pomacentridae.
CCUUAAUCUAUCAACUAAACGUAUGGACUUAUGGAAGUUGCCACCUCUGUAUCUCAUGAAUUUGUGACCACUGCAAAAUAAAAGAGGGAAAAGAAAGAAAGCAACUGUCUGAUUGAUGAGUGGAGUCCUGCUCAAACCCUGGGUAGAUGAAACAUCCUUUUUCAAGUGGGGAAACUGCACAAACUGUGAUUGGCAGGAGGAGGAGAGUCUGACGGAGGAGCAGAGGAAUGUUGGCAGCCAUUUAGUCUGAGCUCAACAACGGAGGAAACAUGGAUUCUUCACAAAAAAAAUGUAAACACAGCAAUGGAGUGAGAUGUGGGACCUCUGAGGAGGAUAAGGAUGGUUCAGCAACAACGGCAAAAAGAGAUGAAUCACUGAGUUGUGAGCAAUGUGACAAGACUUUUAUUACAGCAACAAAGCUAAGAAUUCACAAACAUAUUCACACUGUGGACAAACCAUUCAGCUGUGAUCAGUGUGGAAAGGCUUUUACUCAGAAGAGUGACUUAAAAAGACAUCAACUCAUUCACAGUGGAGUUAAACCAUUCAGCUGUGAUCAGUGUGGAAAGGCUUUUACUCGGAAGAGUCAGUUAAAAAGCCAUCAACUCGUGCACACUGGAGUUAAACCAUUCAGCUGUGAUCAGUGUGGAAAGGCUUUUACUCACAAGAGUCAGUUAAAAAGCCAUCAACUCAUUCACAGUGGAGUUAAACCAUUCAACUGUGAUCAGUGUGGAAAGGCUUUUACUCGGAAGAGUCAGUUAAAAAGACAUCAACUCAUUCACAGUGGAGUGAAAUUGUUCAGUUGUAAUCAGUGUGGUAAGGCUUUUACUCGGAAGACUCAUUUAAAAAGCCAUCAACUCAUUCACAGUGGAGUUAAACCAUUCACCUGUGAUCAGUGUGGAAAGGCUUUUACUAAGAAGAGUGACUUAAAAAGACAUCAACUCAUUCACAGUGGAGUUAAACCAUUCACCUGUGAUCAGUGUGGAAAGGCUUUUACUCACAAUAGUCACUUAAAAAGCCAUCAACUCAUUCACAGUGCAGUGAAACCAUUCAGCUGUGCUCAGUGUGGAAAGGCUUUUACUCAGAAGAGUCAGUUAAAAAGCCAUCAACUCAUUCACAGUGGAGUGAAAUUGUUUGGCUGUGAUCAGUGUGGAAAGGCUUUUACUCUCAAGAGUACAUUAAGAAGUCAUCAACUCAUGCACAGUGGAGUUAUACCAUUCAGCUGUGAUCAGUGUGGAAAGGCUUUUACUCACAAGAGUCAGUUAAAAAGCCAUCAACUAAUGCACAGUGGAGUUAAACCAUUCAGCUGUGAUCAGUGUGGAAAGGCUUUUACUCACAAGAGUCAGUUAAAAAGCCAUCAACUCAUUCACAGUGGAGUUAAACCAUUCAGCUGUGCUCAGUGUGGAAAGGCUUUUACUCAGAAGAGUAUGUUAAAAAGACAUCAACUCAUUCACAGUGGAGUGAAAUUGUUCAGCUGUAAUCAGUGUGGUAAGGCUUUUACUCGGAAGACUCAUUUAAAAAGCCAUCAACUCAUUUACAGUGGAGUGAAACCAUUCAACUGUGAUCAGUGUGUGAAAACCUUUACUCAGCAUGAACAGUUGUUGAUCCAUCAAUGCCCCCAUUCUGGUAGAAAGCGGUACCACUGUGACUCCUGUGAAAAAACUUUCAAGCACCAAAAGAGCUUAAAAUGUCACCAACGCAUCCACACUGGACAUGAUGUGUACCGAUGUGAUCACUGUGGUGAACCAUUUGUAUUGUACUCACAGUUAAAAGCUCAUGAAGUGACCCACACUGGGGUUAAACCAUACCUUUGUGAUCAGUGUGGGAAACGCUACAGCUACAUUGCAAACCUCAAAGUUCACCAACGUGUCCACACUGGGGAGAGACCAUACAGAUGUGAUGAGUGUAAGAAGACUUUUACAACUUUGUAUUCCCUGAAACAACACCAGCAGAUCCGCACCAGAAAGAAAGCAUUCAAUCAGUGUCACAGUGAGCAGAAUGGAACAGAUGGACAAAACUCUCAGACUUGUCAGCACUCUGCCAAUGGUGAACAGUGCUGCUUUGACCAGUCUGGACCAACGUCCAACCAACAAGGAACCCUACAACGACACCAGCGUAUGCACACUGGACACAGACUGAACCCCUGCCAAGAAGAUUUGUCCAUGCAGGGUUCAGUAAAAGUUCAUGAAGUCCUCCACAAACUUAAAGUCCUUGAGAUCCGGCUUCACAGAAUUCAGGUCUAAUUUCUUGUUUAGUGUCUUCGUUGCUUCGUUGCAAAAUCCAUUAAGAGGAAAGCUGUCGUUAACAGAUGUGACUGGUAAAUUAAUCAAACCGUUCAAAGUGGUUACUCAGUUAAAUGAAUUAUCAGUGGCAGAGGGAUAGACGUCUGGAUGGAGGCAGUGAGCAGCAGGGCGAAUUUCCUCAAUUACCACCUUAAUGGUUCCUCAGAUCCCUCUGGGCUGCAGGAACCCGUUAGAUGCAGAGCUGGUUCAGUGAUUCUCUGAUGAUUAAGCAAAAUUAAUUGAGGAGAUUACUGGCCUUAGGGUUCCUGUCUGUCAGUCUGUAAAUAUAAAAACAUGAAGUGUUCUAUGAAAAGUCCAAUCUUUGAAAGCUGACAUGUAGUUCAGAAUCAUUUCUUUGUAAAUUAGCUGCAUCCAGUCAUUACCAUGACAUUGGCAGUGAUUCUCUGAUGAUUAAUCAUAAUUAAUUCAGGAGAUUACUGGCCUGAGGAUUUCUAUCUAUCUAUCUAUCUAUCUAUCUAUCUAUCUAUCUAUCUAUCUAUCUAUCUAUCUAUCUAUCUAUCUAUCUAUCUAUCUAUCUAUCUAUCUAUCUAUCUAUCUAUCCUUUCUCAGCUACAGCAUCUGCACCUCUGCUUCUGUGUGAAGUAGUCAUUACAGGAGAGAAAGUGGAGAAAAUCUGACAGAUUUUGUCAAGUGGUCCAGAAAAAUCUGACUACCCCUACAACUUCUCUCCUGUAAUGAUAGUAAUAAGUAAUACAUAGUUGAUACUUCACACAGCAGUAGCAGAGGUGCAGAUGUUGUAGCUGAGAAAGUUUGGAGGUUGCCACUUCUUGCAUUCCAAGAAUAGUAGGGGAGUCAGAUUUUGUCAAGUGGCCCAGAAAAAUCUGACUCCAGAUUUUAUUUCAUAUCAUACAAUCUGCACUUUUAACUCAACCUGCAUAUUUCUGUUAAAGUCCUAGUUUUGAAAUGGUCUCUCUGUUCUUAAUCUGCCAUACUGUGAUCAUUUAGCCCCUUAUUUUAUUAUUCUGUUCUUACAGACUGUAAUUUACGAGUUUUUUUUUUAAACUUGUUGUGAUUUGGUGUUUUAGCUGUUGUAGCAAAUAAUUUCCCAGGUGUGGGAUAAAUAAAGAAUUUCAAUUCUAUUAUAUUGUUAACUGUCCCUAUAAAAAUAACAACAAUAAGAAAUUACUACGAUACUAAAACUAGAACUAUACUUAUAUUAAAGACUUUAUACAUAAAUACCAGACAUAUUUUGAUGCCAUAUCUUGCAUUCUUAGGGGAGUCUGAUUUUAAGUAAGGAGAUAUAAAGUUUUCUCAGUGAACAAUUAUUUUAAUGACACGUGUAGAACACUGAUGGAAUGUGAACAAUAUUUGGCGACUACACCCUGUCCUGUCCUGAUGUCCUCAUAGGAGUGAAGCUGAGAGUAGCGUAGGAUCUCCCCAAUGCCAUUUAGGGUGCGCACAUACGGAUGAGAAGAGGAGGAGAAACAUGUCACCUAAUCAUAUUUAACAGGAAAACAUGUCUGCAGGUCAGCACUUAGUCACAUUUAACCCAAAAACAACAGCAAAAGCAGUAAACGUACAACAGAAAAACCUGUCAAGUGGCCACAGAGUGAAAAGUAAGUCACACGCGUUCACGCGAAGGGGGAGUCAGAUUUUUCCGGGGAGUGUGAAAAUUGCACAACACCUGGGUUAGUCUGUAUCCUUUUUUCUGAUUGGCUGAGACGAGACACGUGACAGUGUGCAUCUAUUAAUGAUCGGAAGCAUUCAGGUCGUUCUGGUUAUACUCGGUAGCGCUCUUCAGUAAAGGAGACGCAGUUUGUUAUUUUCUUUGAUUAUCGCUCGGCAAAUUACAAAAAAGUUGCAAGUUAACCCUUUUUUCACAUUUAUUAGGCAAAAUUAGCUUCGCCACCGUGGCUAAACAUGCUAAAAAUGGCUUUGCCAUCCUGAGGAAGGCUUUGCCUAUGGCGAAGUGGAGAAUGGCUAGCGCAAGCACAGAGACACCCUGAAAAUUUGACACAAUCUUAAAUAUUAUGAAAUAUUUGUUGAAAAGUCUUUUUCGUGUGUUUCUAAGGGUGUGGCUGCAUCAGAAAGACACAAAUACAAAUGAUAUUUUUUUGGUUUGUUGUUUACAAGAAAUAUUUUAUGGAACCAGUCAAUUUUCAGUUUUAAUGUCUUUUAUUAGGAUGUGUUUAGUUUUAUGAUUGUACUAAAAUAAAUGACUCUUGAAGACCUCAAAGUGAUUCUUAAUGCAGUAUUUCACAAAUGUAUGGGAUGUCCAAUCCACUGCUGUAUUUAACAGCAAUCUGAUCUGCUGACGUUAGCAAGACAAACAAGUGAAGGUUUCAGGCUUUUAUCUAGAAUUGUUCUUGAGAUAUUCAUCUUCAAACAGCCUCAAAUUUCAAUGUGAGAAAAUCAAAAUGAGUGAAACUGGGUCUGCAGUCCACUGAAAAACCUCUAAGAAAGUGUCUGACAUACUGAACUAAUAUUUCAUAGAUAGCAUUGUAAAUCUCCACAGUUUAUGAUUUAAAAAAAAAAGUUUUUUUGGGAGAUGGUCAAUGAUUUGAAACUGAGUUUGUCCCCUAGAGGACAAAUGGCACAAUCACAGAAUGAGGGUAUGUUUUGAAAAAAUAUCAUUCAAAAUUUGUCCAGAGAAGUGACUAUAAUUUGAAUUUUAAUACACUUAACCAAGUGCUAUAGGUGGGGAAAAAAACAUGUUUAUGCAGCAUGAUGUUGCUUUGUGAUGUUGCAACUGACAUGCUGAUUUCAAAAUGGAAGCAUUUUAAUUUCUAAUGCUCUCAUAGAAGAUGACUGGUCAAGUAAAAUUGACUCCUGUGACUCUGAUGUCAUGCAGAGUCUUUAUGCUAUGAAGUGGAAAGGGUGAAAGAAGACAGACUGGACAUUUCUGAGUGAAACUGAACAUGGCAUGUACUGAUUCAUAAAAACAAGUGUAUUAUCUUUAAUCAAGCCUUACAUAGUAUUUACUAGCUGAAGUACUUCGGUUUUGAACACAAGAAUUACUUGUCAAGACGACGUUGACUGGAGCUCUGCUACAGAAAGGCAGUUCAUUUUCUGCUGGGGUUCAUAACAUACAAGAUUUCUCAAAUCUACAGAGAUAUUUUUGAUUUGAAAUUAGGGUUACCUUAAAUUAAUAAUAUAUAUUUUUUGAUACUUUCUCUAAAAAACUCUAAAAAAGCUUCAGGUGUAGCUGCUGGAAAAGAGCCUGCAAGUCACAUGGUGGGACAUGUGAACAUAGUUCAAUAAGAAAAUCAAGCCUGUUACAGUGUUGCUCUAGUCCCCUCUGUUAAAUGGCAUCAAAACAAUGGUCAACGUGAACAAAUCAUGAGUGUUGACAUUGCACUCACAACAGUACCUCUCAACUGUUCUAAUUUUGAUCUAUUUAGGAGAACAAUGUAAUGAGUGCACCGAGAGAUCCAAUACAGGGAGCUUUCCUUUUUCAAAGAUCAUUAGAAGGACAGAACCAGGGACGGACUGGCCAUUGGGCAAUGUGAGCAAAUGCCACUGUGGCUGCCUGGUCAUGCGGCUGCCACCAGGCAGCAUCACAAACAAAUAAAUAAAUGAAAAUAUAAAGCGGGGCGGAGCAGCCGCAUCAAUAGACGGCCGCAAAUGAUUAGGCUAAAUAAAUAAAUAAAGCGGACCGGCUGCGUCAAUAGGCGGCCACAAAUCAAUAAAUGAAUAAAUAAAAAUAAUAAAAAAAUUAAGUGGAGCUGAAGGCGCCCACAAAAAAGAGGGAAAAAAGCAAACAAAAAAACAGCCUGUUAACUGUAACAAAUAAUAGGCCUACUCAACUAAACAAUGAUAAUGACGUUUUUUAUUUGUAUGGUUGUUUGAAUAUGUUAGAAUAUUAACAUGACUUAUCUUCUAUAAUUUCUGUUUUUUGGACAAUACAAAUAUAAAGUGUUUUAUUUUUGAAGUAGAAAAAAAAUGAAAACAUGUUAAAAAGAAGGGGUAUUCAGACCAUCUGUAUUUUUUAUUUUUCUGAAGAUUUAUUCUUGAUUUUUAUUCUUUGAUAUCUUAAAAUCGAGAGGUUAAUAUUUCUAGAAUUGCAACAGGUUGGGAGCUGAAGCCUUGUGGUGACACUAUAUAUUGCUCCAUGAUAAAAAAUGAUUAGCUCAUUCUUACAGCUAUUUAAAAAAAUACUGAAAACAUUGUAUUCGAUUAAAAUGUAAUUAAAAAAAAUGUUAAAUGUCA